Messenger RNA from Arachis stenosperma, 1071 nucleotides. Its product is annotated as L-ascorbate oxidase homolog. Gene Ontology annotation, cellular component: cytosol. Lineage: Eukaryota; Viridiplantae; Streptophyta; Magnoliopsida; Fabales; Fabaceae. Gene Ontology annotation, molecular function: L-glutamate dehydrogenase (NADP+) activity; copper ion binding. The transcript has 9 exons. Bases 1 to 1071 code for a protein of 356 amino acids. The record is from RefSeq and is a predicted model, not a curated record.
AUGGAAAAUUUUGGAGUAGACUAUUCAAAGACCUAUGCUCGGUCCAAAUAUUAUGACGAAGCAAAACCCUGGAAUGAAAGGUGUGAUGCUGCAUUUGCUUGUGCUUCGCAGAAUGAAAUUGAACAAUUUGAUGCCAUUAAUUUGGUUAAUGCAAGUUGUCGUCUACUAGUAGAAGGUUCCAACAUGCCCUAUACUCCUGAGGCAGCUGACUUCCUAAAGAAAGCUAGUGUUCUCUUUGCUCCUGCAAUGGCUACUGGCGCUGGAGAGGUUGUGGCUGGAGAGCUUGAACUGAAUCAUGAAUGUAGUUUGAUGCACUGGUCGCCAGAGGAUUUCGAAUCUAAAUUACAGGGGAUCUUGAUUAAUGGGGGAAUUGGUGAUCAGAAAAGAGCUCUCUCUUAUGUUAGGGAAUUUUCUGUUUCACGGAUACCCUUGCAAAUAAUCAAAUGUGUUACAAGUCAUAAUAGUUUGGAGGAGAAAGCUGUUAAAGCAAAUGGAUCUUCACCGGUUCUACACUGUCCAAUCCCACCAGGGAAGAACUUCACUCAUGUUAUUCAGCUCAAAGACCAGAUUGGAAGCUUCUUCUGCUUCCCUUCUCUUAAAAUACAAAAAGCGGCCGGAGGAUUCGGCGCCAUCAGGAUCUGGAGCCGGCCAGGGAUUCUGGUUCCUUUUCCUCUUCCUGCUCAGGACUACAUCAUACUUGCUGGAGAUUGGUACAAGAGAGGCCAUCAUAGAUUGAUGCAUAGCCUGUGGCGUGGUCAUAAUCUUCCUUUUCCUGAUGGACUUGUUAUCAAUGGACGGGGUUGGAAUGGAAUCACAUUCACUGUUCAUCAAGGUAAUACAUAUAGAUUGCGGAUAUCAAAUGUGGGGUUGACAACAUCAAUCAACAUGAGAAUCCAAGGGCACAAGAUGAAACUUGUGGAGGUAGAAGGGUCUCACACCAUACAGAACACUUACUCUUUCUUUGACAUCCAUCUUGGACAGACCUAUUCUAUUGAUCAACCUCCAAAGGAUUACUACAUAGUUGUCUUCACUAGAUUCACCAGAAGGGUACUCACCACCAAAAAUUUUUAG